AUGCAUGACGAACGUGAAAAGAAGCAGCAGCUAGAAUUGUGCCUUAACACUGGAUGCUCUAUUACAAAGAACGGUCAGUUUAAAUUGGCAAUUGAAAAGUUUCAAGAAGCUCUCAAAUUGGCUGAGGAACUAAAAGACGAAAAACAAGUAACCAAUGUAAAUAUUAGUUUAGGAAAUGCUCAUAGAUUAAACAAUCAGAUUCAAAAGCAGCUCAGCACUAUCAAAAAGCCUUGGAAAUUGCAAUAGAACGAGGAUAUAAACGAGAGGAAAUAAACGCACGCUUUGGGUUAGGAAAGGUCCAUAGAGGAAACAAUCAGAUUCAAACGGCACGUCAGCACUAUGAAAAAACUUUGGAAAUUGCAAUAGAACGAGGAUAUAAACGAGAGGAAACAAACGCAUACCGAGGAUUAGGAGAUGCUUAUAGAUUAAGCAAUCAGAUCCAAAAGGCAGUUCAGCACUAUGAAAAAGCCUUGGAAAUUGCAAUAGAACGAGGUUACAAACGAGAUGAAACAAACGCAUACCGAGGAUUAGGAGAUACUUAUAGAUUAAGCAAUCAGAUCCAAAAGGCAGUUCAGCACUAUGAAAAAGCCUUGGAAAUUGCAAUAGAACAAGGAUAUAAACGAGCGGAAACAAACGCAUGCCGAGGGUUAGGCAAUGCUUAUAGAUUAAGCAAUCAGAUUCCAAAAGCAGUUCAGCACUGUGAAAAAGCCUUGGAAAUUGCAAUAGAACAAGGAUAUAAACUAGAGGAAACAAACGCAUACCUUGGGUUAGGAGAUGCUUAUAGAUUAAGCAAUCAGAUUCAAAAGGUAGUUCAGCACUAUGAAAAAGCCUUGGAAAUUGCAAUAGAACGAGGAUAUAAACGAGAUGAAGCAAAGGCAUACUGUGGAUUAGGAGAUGCUUAUAGAUUGAACAAUCAGAUUCAAACGGCAAGUCAGCACUAUAAAAACGCAUUGGAAAUUGCAAUAGAACGAGGAUAUAAACGAGAUGAAGCAAAGGCAUACU
Messenger RNA from Paramuricea clavata, 1002 nucleotides. Lineage: Eukaryota; Metazoa; Cnidaria; Anthozoa; Malacalcyonacea; Plexauridae. The record is from the annotation of a GenBank genome assembly.